AUGGAGAGGAUCAAACAGCGACUUCAAUGGCUGAAGAAUCAAGGCCACUGUGAACAAGUAGGUUAUGUUAUUUUGUCAGGUGGGCUUGGGAGUUCGGCAUACGUACGCGAGGCACUCCAAGAACACUUGACAAAACUACAACACCCCAACGCUCGAAACAUCAUCGUUAUACCGUCACAAGAUCCACAGCUUGUUGUCGCUCGCGGGGUUCUUGAGAAUAAACGUCAGAGGAUGGAAUCGGGUAAUAAGUCUGUUCUGAGCUCAUGGAUCGCUCGAGCAAGUUACGGCGUCGUCGUACAGCAGAUUUAUAUGCCUGCACAGCACUUUGACGAAGACAUUCGGCAACAUCCAUGGAAUCCAGAUGUGAAGUGGGCAACCAACCAGAUUCAGUGGUUAAUAAAAAAGGGAGAUACUGUGAAUCCUGACACCCCAAUCAAUAAGCUCUUCGAGAUGAGACUGAAAGACGGAGACACAACACGAGCUUGGGACGCAGAAAUCGUGGUAUCAAACAAUGAACCACAAUGGCUCCCUCGAAGUCUUAAACAGGCUGGUGCGAUGAAACUCUGCUCUGUGAAGAGCAAUCUCGCUGGUAUUGAGCAACACCAACUUGUUCUCAAAGAGAAACGAAGAACUUGUUUUCGGCGUGGUCAUAAGUUCUACAUUUGUAGAUUUGAUAUCCGAGUUAUCGUGGCACCGGUCGAUCUGAGGUUUGAGUUGUGGGUCAACAAGACAAAGUUCUCGGGAAAUCACCAGCCAGUCUCAGUCCAAUGGGAUGCGGCUGAGGCGUAA
This is a messenger RNA of Fusarium poae, 789 nucleotides long. RefSeq lists its product as uncharacterized. The transcript has 3 exons. The coding region runs from base 1 to 789 and encodes 262 amino acids. The record is from RefSeq and is a predicted model, not a curated record. NCBI's taxonomy places the organism in Eukaryota, Fungi, Ascomycota, Sordariomycetes, Hypocreales, Nectriaceae.